Molecule: messenger RNA, 1048 nt
Organism: Scleropages formosus (Asian bonytongue)
Lineage: Eukaryota; Metazoa; Chordata; Actinopteri; Osteoglossiformes; Osteoglossidae
Gene: tstd1
Product: thiosulfate sulfurtransferase like domain containing 1
Exons: 4
Coding region: 128-484 (118 amino acids)
Source: RefSeq, a predicted model, not a curated record
CGGGCGCUCACCUCGCAGACCGACCUGACUCGGUUAUAUAACGCGGCGCCAGCAGCGCUUUGUUUACAGCGCGAUCUUUGCCGGGACGCUCGCAGGAGAUCUGUACCAAACAUACGCGCGACCAGCCAUGGGUUCAACAGACUCGACCAUCUCGUACAGCGAGCUCAAGGCUCUCCUGGAGAACAGCUCGGACCUGCUGCUCGUUGACGUCCGAUCCCAAGCGGAGGUGGACCGAGGAAAGAUCCCGGGCUCCAUCAACAUUCCAGUGGAAUGUGUAGAGAAAGAUCUCUCCCUGGACCCAGAUGCCUUCAAGGCCAAGUUCGGGGUUCAGAAACCCGCCCUGGAUGCUCCACACCUGGUGUUUCACUGUCAGAUGGGCCGUCGUGGAGCGGUUGCCUUGGAGAAGGCCUGUGCCCUUGGGUUCAAAAACGCUCAAAACUAUGCUGGAGGAUACAGGGAGUGGUCAGAAAAGGAGCACAACUGAAUGGAACAACACUGAUUUCCAACUAGAAUGAACACUCAUCUACACUGGAUUUCUAACUAUAUUUUGUUUAACCUCAUGUAAUUCAUAUUUAUGUUUUAAAUGUGUUGUUACUAAACAAAUGUUGACCAUUUGACAGCUUCUUGGCAAUUUUGACAAGCGUCUUUAUGGCUUUCAUGCGACCUUGAGUUGCUGAUGACAAGAUGGGACAUGUUUUAGGUUUUCUCUUCAGCGGCUGGUCUUAAUACUGCAGUUAUCUGCCAAAAAAACAGCAAGACACAUGGUCUCUGCUUAAGCUUUUCCAGAGUCACAUUAUUCCUGAUUUGUCAUAAUUAGGCUUUUCCACUGGGUCAUCAUUACUGAACCCCCCCCAACAGUAGUGCUGCAGGAAAUAGACUGUGAUCUCCUGUUCCACUGAUAUUCAUCACAACAGGCUUUUGCACGUAGUGUUCAUCUACAGUGUGAACAGGAACUUUGCAAUAUCUGCAUGCUUUUAAUGGGCCUGUUACCUCCUCUUUCAGUGAAUUUGAGCCUCCACACUAUUUUACCAAAUGUAAAUGGUGACAC